This is a messenger RNA of Rhodamnia argentea, 1977 nucleotides long. RefSeq names its product nicalin-1. The coding region runs from base 186 to 1865 and encodes 559 amino acids. Gene Ontology annotation, biological process: regulation of signal transduction. Gene Ontology annotation, cellular component: endoplasmic reticulum membrane. The record is from RefSeq and is a predicted model, not a curated record. The transcript is spliced from 14 exons. Lineage: Eukaryota; Viridiplantae; Streptophyta; Magnoliopsida; Myrtales; Myrtaceae.
GACUGCGGCCGCUCUCCACACGAGCGGAGACUCCCAAGUGAUACAUAAUUACAUAAUAAUAACUACCUCAGCCUACUCUCGCUCGCUCUCUUUUUCGCUCGUUCGUUUUCUCAAAGUUCGGAGUCGCCAUCAUCUCAGAUCGAUACCUCGCGCGCCGAGAACCCUAGAUCCUUCCCUCCGAUCACAUGGCGGCGAAGAAGCACGGCGACCGCCCGGUGCUCGAGUCCGUGUACUCCGUCAUCGCCCUCGUGUUCGUGCUGGUCGCCUGCGCGGAGCUCUGCGGCGCCGCCACCGUUGUCGACGUCUACCGUCUCAUCCAGUACGACAUCUCCGGCGUCCCCUUCGGAUCUCGCCUCGCCGGGCUCAACCACCACGCCUUGUCUCUUCACUUCCCUCCCGGCGCGGAUCUCUCCCGCGCUGUGCUCGUCAUCCCCGUUCGCGACUUGAAUCUCAGCUACGUGAAAGAUUACUUAUCUGAAAGACAGCCAUUGGGUGGUCUGCUAUUUCUGCUUCCUCAAAUAUUCAAUUUUGAGAGUAAGGAAAGCAGUGGAGAUGGAGAAGAGCUGUUCAAGAACAUAGUGAUGGAACUUGAACAGUUGCUUAUACAUACCAACAUACCUUAUCCUGUUUAUUUUGCUUUUGAGAAUGAUGAUAUCAAUACUGUUUUGGCUGAUAUAAAGAGAAAUGAUGUCAGUGGACAGCCGGCUACUGCGACAACAGGCGGAUAUAAGCUUGUGGUCUCAACAACUGAACCUAAGAAAGUUGCAUCUCCCGUCAUGUCGAAUAUUCAGGGAUGGUUGCCAGGGCUGAAAGCUGAUGGGGAUCCAAAUCAACUCCCAACCAUUGCCAUAGUGGCAUCUUAUGAUACAUUUGGGGCUGCUCCUGCAUUAUCAGUGGGGACCGAUAGCAAUGGAAGUGGUGUUGUGGCACUUCUUGAGAUUGCUAGGUUAUUUUCUCUUUUGUAUUCCAACCCCAAAACAAGGGGAAGGUACAAUUUACUCUUUGGACUUACGUCCGGUGGACCUUAUAACUACAAUGGAACACAUAAGUGGCUUCGGAGUUUCGAUCAACGUUUAAGGGAGACCAUUGACUAUGCUAUUUGCUUGAAUAGUAUUGGCUCAUGGAACAAUGAACUAUGGAUUCACGUGUCAAAACCCCCAGAAAAUGCCUACAUAAAGCAGGCAUUUGAGGGCUUAUCAAAUGUCGGAGAAGAGUUGGGCAUUAAAGUUGGUCUAAAACACAAGAAGAUAAAUAUAUCUAAUUCUCGAGUAGCUUGGGAGCAUGAACAAUUUUCGAGACACAGAAUCACUGCUGCCACCCUUUCUGAAAUUUCGACUGCUCCUGGAUUGUUUGAAAAUACCGGCAGUUUAGCAGAUAGCAGGAAUUUUGUAAAUGAAGAUGCUGUUAUCAAGAGUGUUAAAUUAAUUGCUGAAAGUCUAGCGAGGCAUAUAUACGGCCACCGGGGGAAGAACAUUCAGAUCUUUGCGGAUGAGGGUAGUUUAGCUGUCAAUCCUUCUUACAUACGAUCCUGGUUAGAUCUUUUAUCACGUACCGCUCGUGUAGCACCAUUCCUCUCAAAGAAUGAUCCAUUCGUAAUGGCUUUGAAAAAGGAAUUGGAAGAGCAUACUGAAGAAGUAAUCUUGCAGAAUGAGGUGCUUGAUGGGAUUUUCACGUUCUACGAUUCUACAAAAGCUACACUUAACAUAUAUCAGGUUGCUAGUGUAACAUUUGAUUUGCUAUUGCUUCUGGUUUUGGGAUCAUAUCUGAUCGUGCUCUUCAGUUUUCUCGUCAUUACAACUAGGGGUCUUGAUGAUCUUAUCAGUUUGUUUCGGCGACCUCCCUCUCGCAAGGUCAAAACAGCUUGAGGAAUGUUGUGGAUCACGAAGCAGCCUCCAGUUCUGUUAUUUUAACCCUAAGCACUUCGUCUUGCAGCUUGACUGAUAAUCUAUUGGUGCUUCUUUCCAUGUAAUUGUUGGU